Messenger RNA from Coregonus sp. 'balchen', 6398 nucleotides. The record is from the annotation of a GenBank genome assembly. Lineage: Eukaryota; Metazoa; Chordata; Actinopteri; Salmoniformes; Salmonidae.
CAGUUGCAAUAUGAACUCUGUCAUCUCUGUCUGCCUGCUGGCUACUCUGCCACUCUACUGCCUACUGCUUACAGGUAAUAACCAUUCAAAAAUGGACAGGUGCACACAGGUUGGGUUAAAGUUUGAAUAAGCGACAUUGUGAUUGUGAGUCAGUCUGUCUGUCUGUCGGUCUGUACUCUGUGGGCUGAGUAGUACCUAGAGAUCUGUGCACUCAAACUCUAAUCUGUUUGUCUAUCUGUAGUUGGGCGAGAAGUGUGACUCCGGAGAGACUGAUCGAAUGUUAUUUUCCUAUGUGGUGUAAUGAGGGUUAAACUGUGUGUGAUAUGAUGACACAAUGAAUUUCACUUGAAUCACCAUUUGCUGUUUCUGUGUCCGUCUCUACAGUGGGUAAAGGUGAGGGGCAGUUUGUUCCAGGGAGGUGUGAGUGUUAUGACACAAAGACAACUGUCAGGGGACCACUGUCUGACCUCAAAGUCACAUUCAAAGGCGUCACCUGCAGCACUGACCAGAUCAUGUAAGUAUCAGACCACACAUGCACACACAAAGGCCCACACCCGGACAUACAGACAUGUGCACGCACACAGACAAGCUAUAGUAUAGUAAAAGGUUUUGAACCUCAAAGCUAUUUAAAGUAACUACCCACUCGGCACACACUGGUGGAAUCAACGUUGUUUCCACGUCAUUUCAAUGAAAUUCCCUUGAACCAACGUGGAAUAGAUGUUGAAUUGAUGUCUGUGCCUAGUGGGUAUGAGUGUAUGUGUGUGAUAAAGCAUGUGUUUCCUCCUCGUGUUGUGUAAUGACAAUGUGUGUAAUGAUUAAGUCUAUGUGUCCCUGUGUUUGUGUGUGUGUUAACUGUGUGCCUCUCUGUGUGUUGUAGAGUGGUAGUGAAGAGGACCAGUGAGCCUGUGUGCGUGAAUCCAAAGGGACCACAGGGAAAACAGCUGCUGCACUGCUGGAAGAUGUAAGAGACAUUUUAACAUAAAAUACUUUAUUUACUACACUUUACUUCCCAGCUAGCACAUUUGGUUCCUUGGAAGUUGUGGCAACGUAAGCUUUUGGUUUCCCAUUGGUUCUGGGAACAAAACUAUACGUUUCCUGACCGGUAAAACUGAAACGUUCUGAGAACGGAACUGGAAAUGUUGCCUGUUCUGGGAAUGUACAUUUUUAGGUUGCAGGGAGGUUCUGAGAACGUUUUACUAUGGUUCCCUGACCGUUUUCCUGGGAGGUUUUAUUAACGUUCUGAGAACGGAAAUUAUAGGUUAUUUGAAGGUUUUGAAUAACUUCCUUAACUUUUACUGAGUGUUUCAAUAAUACUUUUAUUAACUGUUUUGAACUCCAAGCACAGAUAGGACACAUGGAAAUUCAUUCGCUUAGGCAUUAAUCAUGCAAACACAUUAUUUUUUUUAUUGUGGCAUGGCGUCAGUGAGAUUAAAACCUAUGAUCUUCUGUUCUCAAUCCAUGAAUUAGUCCACUGAGCCACCAGGAUGGAGUUAGCAUGACAUUGUUUUUACUCAUACAAAGCUGUUCAUUUCAGUCUAUUCAAACAGAACAAAUUUCAAAGGAAACAAGCACUCAUUAAGAUCAGGUGUGGCCAAUUAGUGGGCGGGGCCAACAUGCCUGAACUCCCUUAACAAGAUAAAUAAAAUCAAAUCAAAUUGAAUUUGCCACGUGCCGAAUACAACAGGUGUAGACCUUACAGUGAAAUGCUUACUUACAGCCCUUAACCAACAAUGCAGUUUUUAAGAAAAGUGUUAAGUAAAAAAUAGAUUAGUAAAAAAUGCAAAUAGUCAGGGUAGCCAUGAUUAGCUGUUCAGGAGUCUUAUGGCUUGGGGGUAGAAGCUGUUAAGAAGCCGUUUGGACCUAGACAUGGCGCUCCGGUACCGCUUGCCGUGCGGUAGCAGAGAGAACAGUCUUUGACUAGGGUGGCUGGAGUCUUUGACCAUUUUUAGGGCCUUUCUCUGACACAACGCCUGGUAUAGAGGUCCUGAAUGGCAGGAAGCUUGGCCCCAGUGAUGUACUGGGCCGUACGCAUUACCCUCUGUAGUGCCUUGCGGUCGGAGGCCGAGCAGUUACCAUACCAGGCGGUGAUGCAACCAGUCAGGAUGCUCUCGAUGGUGCACCUGUAGAACUUUUUGAGGAACUGAGGACCCAUGCCAAAUCUUUUCAGUCUCCUGAGGGGGAAUAGGCUUUGUCGUGCCCUCUUCACGACUGUCUGUUUGUUGCUGAUAUGGACCCCAAGGAACAUGAAGCUCUCAACCUGUUCCACUACAGCCCCGUCGAUGAGAAUGGUGGUGUGCUCAGUCCUCUUUUUUUUCCUGUAGUCCACAAUCAUCUCCUUUGUCUUGAUCACGUCGAGAGAGAGGUUGUUAUCCUGGCACCACACAGCCAGGUCUCUGACCUCCUCCCUAUAGGCUGUCUCAUUGUUGUCAGUGAUCAGGCCUACCACUGUUGUGUCGUCGGCAAACUUAAUGAUGGUGUUGGAGUUGUGCCUGGCCAUGCAGUCAUGGGUGAACAGGGAGUACAGGAGGGGACUGAGCACGCACCCCUGAGGGGCCCCCGUUUUGAGGAUCAGUGUGGCAGAAGUGUUGUUACCUACCCUUACCCCUGGGGGUGGCCCGUCAGGAAGUCCAGGAUCCAGUUGCAGAGGGAGGUGUUUAGUCCCAGGGUCCUUAGCUUAGUGAUGAGCUUUGAGGGCACUAUGGUGUUGAACGCUGAGCUGUUAUCAUUGAAUAGCAUUCUCACAUAGGUGUUCCUCUUGUCCAGGUGGGAAAGGGCAGUGUGGAGUGCAAUAGAGAUUGCAUUAUCUGUGGAUCUGUUGAGGCGGUAUGCAAAUUGGAGUGGGUCUAAGCUUUCUGGGAUAAUGGUGUUGAUGUGAGCCAUGACCAGCCUUUCAAAGCACGUCAUGGCUACAGACGUGAGUGCUACGGGUCGGUAGUCAUUUAGGUAGGUUAACUUAGUGUUCUUGGGCACAGGGACUAUGGUGGUCUGCUUGAAACAUGUUGGUAUUACAGACUCAGUCAGGGCCAUGUUGAAAAUAUCAGUGAAGACACUUGCCAGUUGGUCAGCGCAUGCUCAGAGUACACGUCCUGGUAAUCUGUCUGGCCCUGCGGCCUUGUGAAUGUUGACCUGCUUAAAAGUCUUACUCACAUCGGCUAUGGAGAGCGUGAUCACAUAGUCAUCUGGAACAGCUGAUGCUCUCAUGCAUGCUUCAGUGUUGCUUGCCUCGAAGCGACCAUAGAAGUGAUUUAGCUCGUCUGGUAGGCUUGUGUCACUGGGCAGCUCGCGGCUGUGCUUCCCUUUGUAGUCUGUAAUAGUUUUCAAGCCCUGCCACAUCCGACGAGCAACAGAGCCGGUGUAGUCCGAUUCAAUCUUAGUCCUGUAUUGACUCUUUGCCUGUUUGAUGGUUCGUCGGAGGGCAUAGCAGGAUUUCUUAUAAGCAUCCGGGUUAGUGUCCCGCUCCUUGAAAGCGGCAGCUCUACCCUUUAGCUCAGUGCGGAUGUUGCCUGUAAUCCAUGGCUUCUGGAUGGGGUAUGUACGUACGGUCACUGUGGGGAUGACGUCAUCGAUGCACUUAUUGAUGAAGCCAGUGACUGAUGUGGUGUACUCCUCAAUGCUAUCGGAAGAAUCCCGGAACAUAUUCCAGUCUGUGCUAGCAAAUCUGUCCUGUAGCUUAGCAUCUGCAUCAUCUGACCACUUCCUUAUUAACUGAGACACUGGUGCUUCCUGCUUUAGUUUUUGCUUGUAAGCAGGAAUCAGGAGUAGAGUUAUGGUCGGAUAUGCCAAAUGGAGGGCGAGGGAGAGCUUUGUACGCGUCUCUUUGUGUGGAGUAAAGGUGGUCUAGAGUUUUUUUUCCCUCUGGUUGCACAUUUAACAUGCUGGUAGAAAUGAGGUAGAACGGAUUUAAGUUUCCCUGCAUUAAGUCCCCGGCCACUAGGAGCGCCGCCUCUGGACGUUUUCCUGCUUACUUAUGGCCUUGUAACGCUCAUUGAGUGCAAUCUUAGUGCCAGCAUCGGUUUGUGGAGGUAAAUAGACAACUACGAAGAAUAUAGAUGAAAACUCUCUUGGUAAAUAGUGUGGUCUACAUCUUAUCAUGAGAUACUCUACCUCAGGCGAGCAAAACCUCAAGACUUCCUUAGUAUUAGAUUUUAUGCACCAGCUGUUGUUUACAAAUAUACACAGACCGCCACCCCUUGUCUUACCGGAGUCAGCCAUUAUAUCCUGCCGAUGUAGCGUAUAUAUGUCGUCGUUCAGCCACGACUCGGUGAAACAUAAGAUAUUAAAAAAUGUUAUGUCCCGUUGGUAGGAUAACCUUAAUCUUAGGUCGUCCAAUUCAUUUUCAAAUGAUUGAACAUUGGCUAAUCGAAUUGAUGGAAGAGGCAGUUUACUCGCUCGCCAUCAGAUCCUUCCAAGGCACCCCGACCUACGUCCACUAUAUCUCUGUCUCUUUCUCAUGCGAAUGAUGGGCAUUUGGGCCUUGUCGGGUGUCUGUAGAAUAUUGUUUGCGUCCGACUCGUUGAAGAAAAAAUCUUUGUCCAAUACGAGGAGAGUAAUCGCUGUCCUGAUAUCCAGAAGCUCUUUUUGAUCAUAAGAAACGGUGCCAGAAACAUUAUGUACAGAAUAAAUUACAAAUAACGCAAAAGGACACACAUAAUAGUACAAAUGGUUAGAGGGCUGUAAAACGACAUCCAUCUUCUCCGGCGCACUACAAGAGGAUAGAGUUUUGUUGACGCUGAGAAUGGAAUGUAUAUGUUUUUAAAUAAUAUUCUUAGAACGUUCUUUGAAUGUUACUAAUGUUUUCUUGUGGUUUUUAUGGAACAUUUUCUUAAUGUUCUGAGAACAUGACUUUAAAUAGAACAAUGAGGAAACCUGCAGAAAUUGUCAUGCUGAACUACUGAAAUUCCCACAGAAGAAUGUUGUUUCUUAGCGUUCUCUGAACUAUUUGAGAACAUUCCCUAUGUCAAACCAGUUGGAGAACGUUCCUAGAACAUUACCCAAAAUGUAUUUGUAAUUAUAACCAUGUUUGAACUUUUAGGAAACGUUCUGUUAAAGUAAUGAAAUACCAAGAAAAUAACGUGCUGGGAAUGUUACAAAGCCAAGCAAGUAUCCUGCACCAUUCCCAGAAAGUUUUGGGAAGGUUGUAUGCAAAAUAACCAUAGGCAACGACACGCUCAGACUCACCAAGCUCUAAGAACGUUCUCAGAAUGUUCUGUGCUAGCUGGGUUCACUUCAGCAUACGUUACUGUACUUUUCAGUACUUUUCUGUACUUUACUUACUUUACUUUAAUUUACUUUACUUUAUAAACAUAAGUGGAUAGUUAUAUGGCAUACUUCCGAAAGACAAUCUAGAAUGUCUAACCAAUUUGGCAACACAAUGUAGCCAGGGUUGUUGAACGCAAGGCUGGUUAGUGAUUUUAGUUGACUCUAGGUGAAAAUAUGCAUGUAUACAGUAUGCUGCAGAGUUAAUACUUUCAUGUGGCUUUGAUAAAAUUGAGUUUCAGUUUAACUGUGAUUCAGAUCAUUAAAUCCUGUCAACAGUUUGUGAUACAAAGAGCCCUCUGUUCAGCUAGUCUCUCUCUCUCUCACUCUAUUUCUCUCUCGCCACUCUCCCUCUAUCUAUCCUAUCUCUCUCCAUUUCCCCUCUCUCUUUUUCUAUCUCUCCCUCCCUCUGCGACAACAACAGCUGUACUAAACAUAUCCAUGUAUAUUCCCUCUCUCUCUCUCUCUCGCUCUCACUCUCAGAACCCGAGCGAACGGAUUGGAUAAGAAGAGGUGUCUGAGGCAGAGGAGGCAAGGGGAACCAAGGACAGAAACAGAGAACUCAGGGGACAAUCUAAAGAGAGCAAAAGAAGAAGGGCAACAACAAUCCCUGCCUUAGGGUGACCACAGAGCCAGUACCUGUCCGUUCUCCUGACCAGCAGUGCAGUGUUCUAGCUAGUCUACACUGUAACCCUAGACCAGACCAAUACACCAGAGGCACUGCAGACACCAGAUGACAAACUACAGACACCAGAGAAACUACAGACACCAGAGGCACUACAGCCACUGAACCAGAAUCUGGGUUUACAGGUGAUGUUGAAUAUGGGCGAUUGUCCUUUAAGCCUAGGAAGCAGCCAUUCAACUUGCCAUUCACCAGCUUUUCAAGCUUAAUAAUGGCCAAAUACAUUACUGCCGUUAUGGCUAGGAAUGAAAUUGGGCUCCUUAACAUUAAGAAAAAUCCCACAAAAUGUAAAUCGCAGUGCAGUUAUCACAAAACAUUAUUUUCCGUGUUAUAGCCUAACUAGACGAUAGGCUAUAAAGGCCUGGGGAAAGUUGUGUAAGUUAAAUAAAACCAUAGAGUAACUUUAAGCUACUUUGGUGAAUUUGCGAGGCAUGCAAGACAGAUUACCAAGACAUAUACA